This is a messenger RNA of Leptidea sinapis, 706 nucleotides long. RefSeq names its product ubiquitin-40S ribosomal protein S27a (gene RpS27A). Gene Ontology annotation, molecular function: structural constituent of ribosome; ubiquitin protein ligase binding; protein tag activity. The transcript has 4 exons. Gene Ontology annotation, cellular component: nucleus; cytoplasm; ribosome. Lineage: Eukaryota; Metazoa; Arthropoda; Insecta; Lepidoptera; Pieridae. Gene Ontology annotation, biological process: modification-dependent protein catabolic process; protein ubiquitination; translation. Bases 157 to 624 code for a protein of 155 amino acids. The record is from RefSeq and is a predicted model, not a curated record.
ACGAAAUAUAAUAAUUUUUGACAUAGAUCUUUUGAAUGUUGGCGACCCCGCAAAUCCGUCAAAUGUGACAUGUGACAUUAUUCAAGGCGAAUUCAUAAAAUCCGUACUUUUCGUUUUCCUUUUCCUUGUGGCAUGGUGACGCUGUGAGGAGUCAAAAUGCAGAUCUUCGUCAAAACUCUUACAGGGAAGACCAUCACCCUUGAGGUGGAACCUUCCGAUACUAUCGAAAAUGUCAAGGCUAAGAUCCAAGACAAAGAGGGAAUCCCGCCAGAUCAGCAAAGAUUGAUCUUUGCUGGAAAGCAGUUGGAAGAUGGCAGGACAUUGUCUGACUACAACAUUCAGAAGGAGUCCACAUUGCAUUUGGUGUUGAGACUGAGGGGUGGUGCCAAGAAACGCAAGAAGAAGAAUUACUCUACACCCAAGAAGAUCAAGCACAAGAAGAAGAAGGUCAAACUAGCUGUACUUAGGUACUACAAGGUGGAUGAGAACGGCAAGAUCCACAGACUGCGACGGGAGUGCACAGGAGAGCAAUGUGGUGCUGGAGUAUUCAUGGCAGUGAUGGAAGACAGACAUUACUGCGGCAAAUGCCACAGCACUAUGGUGUUCAAGGAUGAUGACAAAUGAAUGUUCCCCUAAUUAUAAGUAAAGACUCAGACUUUCUGUGUAUGAUGGAUUUUGAAAUAAAUCUUGACACAGUGUCAGAGUA